Molecule: messenger RNA, 2706 nt
Organism: Cheilinus undulatus (humphead wrasse)
Lineage: Eukaryota; Metazoa; Chordata; Actinopteri; Labriformes; Labridae
Gene: dram1
Product: DNA-damage regulated autophagy modulator 1
Exons: 7
Coding region: 204-920 (238 amino acids)
Biological process (GO): regulation of autophagy
Cellular component (GO): lysosome
Source: RefSeq, a predicted model, not a curated record
AGGUUGCUGUGAACUUUUCAUCUAGCUAGCUUCAUUCUUUUUCACACCACCAUGUGAUUGUCAGUAACACACUUCUACAGACUUGAUAGCAACCGCGGCAGACUCGUCUGUACUCCUGCACUGUCAGCAUACUGCAUGGCACUACUUUAUUACGCGGAGACGUGUCGUAGUGUUUCCUGACAGUUCUGUCUAAAAUCUCUAUCAUGUUCUGGUUCAUGCAGGGACUCUGCUUUCUGCCAGCGUUUCUAGUCAUCUGGUCCUCGUGUACUUUCAUUAUUUCUUACCUGAUAGCGCUUUUUAGACAUGAUGUCGACUUAAUCUUUCCAUACAUAAGUGAUACGGGUGCAGAACCUCCAGAGAGCUGCAUUUUUGGCCUUAUGACAUUCAUCUCUGCAUGUGCAGGAAUUGCCACCAUUUACGCUAGGUACAAGUAUGUGGAGAAGCUGAGUGAGGAAACACGUGUGGUGAGCCCAUGUCUCAACAAAAGUGCUCUUUACAUUGGGAUGAUCUCCUGUUUGGGCAUGUGCAUUGUUGCAAGCUUUCAGGAACUGACCGUGACUGAAGCUCAUGAUUUUGGAGCUUUGGUUUUCUUUGUAUCUGGAGUCCUCUACAUAAUCCUACAAACAGCUGUGUCAUAUAAGGCUUUUCCAUACGGGUCCUCCAUGAGUGUGAUUCGUGUUCGUCUGUGUGUCGCCAUCAUUGCUACUUUGGCUUUUUUUCCCACUGUCAUUUGUGCAUUCUUCGUAAAACAAACUGAACUGCACAGAGAUCCUGAAGACAAGGAUUAUCCCUAUCAUUUAGCCAGUGCUGUGUGUGAAUGGACUGUCGCAUUCAGCUUCAUUUGCUUCUUCCUCACAUAUAUUGAUGAUUUCAAACUGUUUACCUUAAAAGUGAAAACCGAGUUUGAGGGUUCCUACUGAUCCAUCUGCAGCUGCUAAACUUUUUAGAAAUAUCAGCAUUUUUACAUUUAAAAAAGACAUGCUGCAUUUAUUUUUGUAAAGCUUUAAAUCUUGUGUAUUUUUCUACAUAUUUUUUCAUUGUUUUGCAUUUACAACUGAAAACCAUAAUUGUGUUUUUUAUCAGCUGACUGAAUUUGUUGAAAAUACUUCUAACAUUAUUAUUUAUACAUAGCUGGCAGUCAUGGGCAGUGUUAAAGGGAAAACAACUGACCACAGCCUCAAACUUUAUACUUUUUAUACAAUCUAAAAUCAUUUUUAUGUGUCUUUAUUGCUUCCUGUGUUCAGUCAAGAGUCACAUUGCACUUUGGCCUUGAUUGCCACAUCAGCGUGUCAGAAAUGCGACUGCUAAUAAGAGAAGUUCAUCACAAUGAACACAUGAUUGCUGCAUGUUUCCCGUGGGAAUCAAGCUCAUGACAAGAUUGUUGUUGUUGGGGAUAUUGUGGUUUUUCUGUGUAUGGGUAAGACUAGACUGAGUUUUCUAUCAUAGGUACUGUUUUAAAUACCAGUGAAGGUGAAAAGUAUUCAGAAGCUGCCUUUUCUCUAACCAAAGUUGAACAAUUAUGCUGUUUACUGCUAGUUUGACAGAAAUAACAAAAAGGGAGAAAAGCAUGAAAUUCUUGCACUAACUGGGAUCUCUUAGAAAUCCUGAACUGAAUGCCAUCAGCCUCCAUGUCUGUAUAUUAUAGAAUACUGCUUUACUUUUACAGUGCUGCCUUAGAUGGCAUUUUGAAUGUUUCUGCAGCAGGUAGAGCACCAAUGUGUAAACAAAAAGGAUAUUCAGUUCAUUAAUUUGGAAAGACAAGGGCACUGGGAGCCUAAUGGUUAUGUCCCCAUACCUGUGCAGAAGCUGUUGUCCUCAAAGUAGAUGGUCCUAGCUGCAGUAUUGGCUCAAAACCCAAAAUAAAUCUUUAAAUAAUAAUAAUAAUUUGCUAUGGCAAAAAUCAAUUGCUAUGAUACAAUAAACAGGAAUGGAUCUUUAUUAAAACUACAACAAAUCCUGUAAGAAUAUUUUUUUGUUAAAUAGAGCAUUUACCCUCUACUUUGGAACUUUUUUCUUUUUUUUUUUUGCCCAAAACAAAAUCACUGUCUAUUUAUGAGUCCUACAAGAGCCUGCUUAUGUUUUUUAUUUCCUAGUUGUUUUCUUCUGUUUUUGGAGCUUAAAGUACCAAAUGUUUCUAUUAAUAAUGUGUAAUAUGUUCAUAAUUUAAAAAAAAGUAAUACAUCAUCAGUUCCUGUGCUGAAAUUGAGGGCUUAAGAGUAGUGGGUCUCAACUGGACAAUCCUUAGGACCUGCUACCUCCUUAAUGAGCAAUGGUCAGACAGCAAGGAAGAUUAAAAGAGACUUAAAGCCCCUGUAAAGUUAAAUUCAAACUCUGUCUUAACACACUGUAUAUGUUAAAAUGAGGUUGCUGUAAACAUGUGAUAACACUGAUCUACAUGUGACUUGAUUUUUAGGAAGUUGUUCUCCUCUUUCCUGGCUUGGUUUUGAUUUGAGCAGGGCAAAUAUCUGAGCCCAUGACAUCAAGAGUCUUGAUGGGGAAAUACACCCCCCCAACCCCCCAAUGCCACAAUGCCACAAUGUUAUAAAAUCAGUUAAUCUCAGUAUCGCAGUCACUGUCUAUAUGCUGUGUUUUUGUUCAUUGUGACAUAAAUUUCCCAAAUCCAUCAGCCAUGGUGGCCUAGGGGUCAUUAAAAGUAUGAGAGAGUAUCAGUAAGAGAGAUUUGUGCCAGAAAACAGUAAAUUUAAU